AUGAACCCAAACACUGACCAUACUCCCACUGCUCGCACAAACCUUUCGGUCUCGGAAUGCUCGAUCAUCUGCCCCAUCUCCCCUCUUGCUGCAAUGUCAGUGACCACGCGUGCUGCAGCCCGCGAUGAUCUCAAGCGCACGCUAGGCCGGCGUGAGGCUAUUGACUUGACUGACCACCUGUCAGUCUUGCCGCGUCGCUCACCAUUACCGCGUCUCCCAUCAAUGUCUCCUCCACUCGACCUUCCCGAAAUCGGCGAGAUCCUCCAGAAUGUUCCCACUCGCACUAUCAGUGCUGCAAUGGUGUCUAAUGGGGCUGGUCCAUCCAAUGCAACCUCUCCCUCUCGCCCUGCCAGCACGCCAAAGCAUAAUGCUUACUAUGAUAGGGUGGAUCAUGGCGGCCAAAAUCUUGUGUCGGUAACUGUCGUUUUCGCUGAAGAGACCGCUGGAGCGACUGCCAGGUCUAAAACCAAGGUGAAGAAGGUGACCCGUACGAAGUCCGAUCACGUCAACAUCAUCGACCUUGAUCGCCUUGGUUUCCUCCGCACGUGUCUUGCCUUCCAAGACCUUGACAGUCAGUAUGACCUUACCCUCUUAUGUGGGCCAGAGUAUUGGUUCCGGUCCGAGCGUCACCCAAACCCGUCUUUGACAUACCUCAAUGUGAUGCUCGACCUCGACAACAUUGCCCGUUACAAGAUUCGACAGAAGAGAAUCUGUGCCCUUGAUGAUGACUCAGAUCCCAUCAGACCAGACUCAGAGCUCAUGAGGGGAACACGCGUGCCACACCUGGCCGGCCUCAGUGACAACGACUGCCUGCAUGGCACACUCAAUCUGAAGCUGAGGAAGCAAUGGGAAUGUCACGAGCACCUUGGUGAGCACGGUCAACCCAGAGUCUGCUACGUAAAUGCACUGGGCAAACACAUUGGGGUGAAUAACUGGAGGAGCAAUGUCUGGACCACCGCUAUAUCUUUUACCAGUACUCUAGACACCACUACUCACCUAGACACCUGGCCUUUAUUGUACUCUGGGUCAUUUUUUACCGCUUCUCAGGACUUAAAUAGAUCUGUGGGGGAUAAUAAUAGAUAG
This is a messenger RNA of Stereum hirsutum FP-91666 SS1, 1083 nucleotides long. RefSeq lists its product as uncharacterized. NCBI's taxonomy places the organism in Eukaryota, Fungi, Basidiomycota, Agaricomycetes, Russulales, Stereaceae. The transcript is spliced from 7 exons. The coding region runs from base 1 to 1083 and encodes 360 amino acids. The record is from RefSeq and is a predicted model, not a curated record.